AUGGGCGAGCUCGAGGCGAGGGACUCGCUCGGGCCCGGCGCGCAGACCCCGCCGGGCAGGGCCCGCGGCUGCGAGAGCCACCACGCCGGGGCCGGGCGCCGCCGCAGAGCCGUGCGCGCCCUGAGCAGGCUGGCCCGCCGUCUCCUGCAAACUUUGCGGGGGGCGCGGCAGCAGCGGCGGCGGGAAGGCGCCGAGGCGGAGGACGACGAAGGCGGCUUUAAGCGCCCGCCGGGACCCGACCGCGACCGCGGUCAAGCAGGUGGCGGCGGCGGCGGCAGCGGCACCCGGCGCCUGUCGCUGGGCGCGCUGAGCCCACCCCCGGGGGCCAGUUCCGGGGACCCGCGCCCGCUCACCCCCGGCGCGCAGGGGCUCAAGAACCACGGCAACACGUGCUUCCUGAACGCCGUGGUGCAGUGCCUGAGCCACACGGAAUUGCUCGCCGCCUUCCUCCUGCUCGCGCUGCCCGACCAGCAGGGGCCCCCCAGGCCGGGCUCGGGCUCGGGCUCCGGCUCCGGGGAGGUCACGCAGCACUUGGCGGCGCUCGUUCGCGCCCUCUGGACCCUCGAGUACACGCCGCAGCUCUCCGCAGACUUUAAGAACGUCGUCUCCAAGUAUGGUGCGCAGUUCCGUGGAAACUCUCAGCAUGAUGCCCUGGAGUUCCUGCUGUGGCUGCUGGACCGCAUGCACGAAGACCUGUGCUCGGUGUCUCUUAAUCAGAAAGUGAGGGUGUCUGGAAAGCCUCCACCGGGACAGGAAGGGAGCUCCUCCAGCAGUGCUCCGUCAGCUGAGCAGCCUCCCAAGGGCCAGAGCUUUGUGCAGAACCACUUCCAGGCACAGUACAGGUCCUCAUUGACUUGUCCUCACUGCCUAAAACAGAGCAACACUUUCGACCCCUUUUUGUGCAUCUCGUUGCCCAUCCCUUUGCGUCAGACCAGGCCUUUGAAUGUCACUCUCGUCUUCCAGUCCAAAAGCCAGCGCUUUGUGCGUGUGGGCCUGGCUGUGCCUCUCUUCAGCACUGUGGCAAAACUGAGGGAAAUGGUGGCAGAGGAAGGCAACAUUUCACCCGACCAGGUGAUACUGGCUGAGCUGGGCCAGGCAGGUUUCCAGUGCUCCUUCUCAGAUGACAUGGAUCUGAACACCAUUGCGGAUGACAUCAGCAUCUACGCUUUCCAGGCCCCACUUGCUUUUAGCAGGGCAAGCUCUUCCCGUCUCUCAGGAUUUCCCCACAGUCUCCCAUCCUCUCCCAAUACUUCUGAGCCAGAAGGCCAGCGCUUGGCUCAUAACGGGGCCAUUUCAUCAGAGGUGCUGCACCACUGUGGAGGUGGCAGAAUCCUACUGCUUGUUUGUAAUGUGGCCGGGACAGGACAGCAAGGUGUGAGGUUUGGCCCCCCACUGCUGAUGCGAGAAGACCGGGCCAUGUCGUGGGAGCAGCUGCAGCAGUGCAUCCUGGGCAAAAUGCGCUAUCUAAUGAGAAAGGAGGCCCAAGUGCAGGCUACUGAGAGUCUGUUCCAGGUGCGAGUUGUUGGCGGCUCUGCACUGUGCAGCUACCUCUCUCGUCAGGACAGCUGGCCUCUCUACCAUCCAGCUGUGGACAGAGCUCUGCAGUUCAGUGGCCCUGGGGGGCCCAGCCACGUGAAGCUGGUAGUUGAAUGGGAUGUGAACACCAAAGAGUGUUUGUUUGGCAACAUCCAGGAAGAAGUGGUUGAGGAUGCAGAGAGUGUGAGACUGAAGCAGCAGCUUCAUCAGCAGCAGCAUAGCUGUACCCUGGAUGAAUGUUUCCAGCUCUACACCAAGGAGGAGCAGCUGGCCCCGGACGAUGCCUGGCGCUGUCCUCACUGCCAGGUGCUUCAGCAGGGCAUGGUAAAGCUCAGCCUGUGGACACUCCCUGAUAUCCUCGUCAUCCACCUGAAGCGGUUCCGGCAGGUGGGAGAGCAGCGGCACAAGCUUUCCACGCUGGUGCACUUCCCUCUGCGUGGGCUUGACAUGGCUCCCCAUGUGGCCAAACGCAGCCGUGGCAGCAAGUGGGGCACUUGGAAACACACCUCCAUGGAAGGGGGCCAGUGUAACUUCCUCUAUGACCUGUACGCCGUCUGCAAUCAUCAUGGCAGCAUGCAGGGCGGACAUUAUACAGCGUAUUGCCGCAAUGCCCUGGACGGCCGCUGGUACAGCUACGAUGACAGCACCGUGGAACGCGUCCUGGAAGAAGAAGUCAGCACACGCGGUGCCUACAUCCUCUUCUACCAGAGGCACAAUGUGGUCCCAAGCUGGUCCGAAGGAAACUCUGUGAGAGGGUCCACCAGCUCCUCUGUCUCUGAGCACUGGCUAGCAAGGUUCAGUGGAAGCGGCAAGCGAGAGAGCCUGGUAUCUCGGAGCUCCGCUGCGUGUCCGUCACUGCCGAAAGCGCCUGACUCGCCCGUCUUCACGGAUGCCAGCACCAGCCAGGAGAAAGGUGGUUUUGAGUCACGGCCCCUGGUGCGGGGAGUCCAGGGUAGGAGCGUCAGCCUGAAAGCUUCCCCCUAUAAGGCCAAGCUGGGCGUUCCCAAGCCGAUGCCCUUGCGCUGGUCCUUCACGUCCAAAGAUUGGCCAGCAGAGCCCUCUGGAGAGCUCAUUGAAUACCUGGAGUCUGGCCGCAGACCCCGGUUCACAAAUGAGUCCAUUGUCCCUCUUAUGACUAAGGAAGGGGAAGACAAUGGGCCUCUGCCUGCUAAAGUGAAGCCGAGCCCUGUGCCACCCGGCAUGGGCACCACGGAGAGUGUUGGCAAAGCGCCUGCUGCCAUGGAAAGCACGAACACCCUGAAGAGGGCAGGGAAGCCGAAGGAGGAUGCAGGUGAGCAGCCACGGACACCCAAGAAGCUGGUGCUCUCCCUCAGCAUGGUGCCUCCGAUCAGGGACGUGGAACCCAAGGGCAAAGCAAACGUCAACGGGGCCUUGCGCCCGGGGACUGCCCUGCUCCCAUCCAGUCAUCCGCCCAAGGGCAGGGCAGGGCCGGAGCCCAAGGCCAUGCCCUGUGCUGGGGAGAGGGAGCUGGAGGGCGAGAGGCAGCCAGAGGGAAAGCUGGCCCUCUUCAGAGCUGGCUUCCUGCGGAGGGACCCCAAGCGGCACGGCGAAUCUGAUCAGCAUGGUGCUAUGCCGUCAGCCAUGGCAUCCUCCCGGGCGUCUCUCUCCAACGGGAUGCUGAGUUCUAUCCCCAGCAGCAGGCCAAACAGUACCCUGGGCCGUAGUGCCGCAGAAGGGCUGCCCAAUGGGCGGAUCUGCCGUUCCGAGUUGGACAUCAAGCGUGCUCAGAGCUCCUGCAGCAGCAAGGCGAGGAACGAGUGGCUGCUGAGCAGGUCAACUUCCCUCUCCAAGGCAAGCCACAGCGUCUCCUUGCAGGGCUACCCACCACCACUGGCUCUAGAGGGGGUUUCCUGCGGCACCUUCCAGCGGGCAAGGUACCACACAGCAUCCCUGGGCAGAAGGAUAACUGUGCCAGAAUCCAGCUUCUGAGCCAGUCUGUGUUUGCCCCUGGAGGCGUGGAAGAGCGCGGGCAGCCCUUGGUGCUUGUAAGGUCUCAGGCCCUUUGGAUAAGAUCUGUGGAUGACUGGAAAGCUUGGCUGGUGCUUGCUUUGCAACGGUUUUUCUCUCAAUCAGUGGUUAUCAAACCCAAGGCAUGCCAAGUGACACCGCUGCCUUGUCUGGGGAUGAAGAUGCAACAUGACCUUGUGGACCGUGGGAUUAGAAUGGGAGGGGGCAAGAUCAGAUAGGAGAGUAUUAGACACAAUGUAUUUAUUCUACACAGAGAUAGUUUAACUGAUAUGGAUGAGCGGAUGCGCUGUUUUGUGACAGCAGUUAUUUUGGUACCAGGUUGUGGGGAGGGAAAUAAUGGGAGAAUCUAACAUUGCUCUAUGCAAUAAUCCCAGCUUUUCUAUUUUCUGCAGACCUUUCAGUUUUACAUAUCUAUUUGUUAUUAAAAUUGUCUCAAAUGA
Molecule: messenger RNA, 3965 nt
Organism: Varanus komodoensis (Komodo dragon)
Lineage: Eukaryota; Metazoa; Chordata; Lepidosauria; Squamata; Varanidae
Gene: USP43
Product: ubiquitin specific peptidase 43
Exons: 15
Coding region: 1-3486 (1161 amino acids)
Biological process (GO): protein deubiquitination
Molecular function (GO): cysteine-type deubiquitinase activity
Source: RefSeq, a predicted model, not a curated record